AAAGGUCAAGAUCAUUGAAAAAAGGGCUUUCCCAUUCUUCCCGGUACAAUUCGUUGUCUGAUAAGUUUACUCCUUCUUGCUUCGUUUCCUAAUUAAUAUGGAAGCGUUAAUACCUGUGAUAAAUAAACUUCAAGAUGUGUUCAAUACAGUCGGCUCAGAUACGAUUCAGUUGCCGCAAAUUGUUGUUAUCGGGACGCAGAGUAGUGGAAAAAGUUCUGUAUUAGAAAGCCUUGUUGGUCGUGAUUUUCUACCAAGAGGAAAUGGUAUUGUUACCCGGCGACCAACUGUUUUACAGCUGGUUCAUAUUGAUCCUGAGGAUAGGAAAGCAGUUUUAGGUGAAGGCGAAGAUGAGCUGGAAGCUGAAGAAUGGGGUAAAUUCUUGCACACAAAGAACAAAAUUUACACUGACUUCGAAGAAAUCAAGAACGAGUUGGAAAAUGAGACAGACAGGAUGACUGGAACAAAUAAGGGUAUUUCACCUGAGCCUAUCAACCUUAAGAUCUACUCCACCAGGGUACUCAAUCUCACACUCGUAGAUUUACCUGGACUCACAAAGGUACCUGUUGGUGACCAGCCAGAGGACAUUGAGCAACAGGUUCGCUCUAUAAUCUUGAAAUACAUUAGCAAUCCCAACUCCAUUAUCUUAGCAGUGACAGCAGCCAACACCGACCUCGCAACUUCCGAAGCGCUUAAACUGGCCAAAGAGGUUGACCCAGAUGGUCGUCGGACAUUAGCAGUAAUUACCAAAUUGGAUUUGAUGGACGCUGGGACAGAUGCAGUUGAUGUUCUCUGUGGCAGAGUUAUACCAGUUAAGCUCGGAAUUAUUGGUAUUGUUAAUAGAAGUCAGAUGGACAUAAACAACAAAAAGAGCAUAGACGAUGCAAGUAGAGACGAGUCUGCAUUCUUACAGAGGAAAUACCCAGCAUUAGCCAAUAGGAACGGCACAGCGUUUCUUGCCAAGACUUUGAAUAGGCUUCUCAUGCAUCACAUUAGGGACUGUUUACCUGACCUCAAGACAAGGGUCAACGUCUUAGCCUCUCAAUUCCAGCAGUUGCUACAAUCAUUUGGUGAACCUGUUGAAGAUGAGAGUCAAACCUUGCUGCAAAUAACUACAAAAUUUGCAUCUGAGUAUUGUGCAACUAUCGAGGGAACAUCUAAAAAUAUUGAAAUUUCAGAAAUGCGGUGGUGCUCGUAUAUGUUAUAUUUUCCACGAGACAUUUGGUCGAACGUUAAGCGGCAUUGAUCCACUCGGUGGUCUCAAGACCAUUGAUAUCCUCACAGCUAUUAGGAAUGCCACGGGUCCAAGGCCUGCUCUGUUUGUGCCUGAAGUAUCAUUUGAAUUAUUAGUCAAGAGACAAAUCCGCCGAUUAGAGGAGCCUAGCUUACGAUGUGUAGAACUCGUACACGAGGAGAUGCAGCGUAUUAUUCAGCAUUGUGGCACGCAGGAAAUGUUGCGCUUUCCAAAACUUCACGACCGUAUUGUAGAAGUAGUAACAACACUACUUAGGCAGAGACUACCUACAACAAAUGCAAUGGUUGAAAAUUUAGUAGGCAUUGAGUUAGCAUACAUCAACACUAAACAUCCGGACUUCACGGAUGCUGCGGUAGUCAAUGCCCUCAUUCAUCAGAGUAAUGAUGUUAAGAAACAUCGCAUGGAUGCGCCACCUGCUGCAGAACAACUAGAGAAAGAAAGGCAACUCACAAAGGCUGCAGCACAACUUGCGAUAGCUGAAGGGCAAGAGAGAGCCCCUUGGGGUGCGUUUUGGAAAAGUGGACCCAGGUCAAAUACUCCGACAGAUAGCCCCCAAAAAGAAGUAAAGCAGCCCACCCUUAACCUCCUAUCUGAUGAGCCAACUCUACCUUCUUCAAGAAAACUUUCCUCAAGAGAGCAACGUGAUGUUGAUGUAAUAAAAAAGCUUAUCAACAGCUAUUUCUUGAUUGUACGCAAAAACAUCCAGGACAGCGUCCCGAAAGCCAUCAUGCAUUUCCUAGUUAACUACGUACGAGAUCAGAUGCAAAGUGAGCUGGUCGGUAAACUGUACAAACAAGAACAGAUAAAUACCCUACUUAAGGAGUCAGAGGUCAUGGUUCAAAGAAGGAGAGAAGCAGCUGAGAUGUUGAGGGCUUUACAACGGGCAAGUCAGAUUAUAGGGGAAGUAAGGGAAACCCACAUGUGGUAGCAACAUGUAUAGGGGAUAAAGUUACUCAUUUGAAAUGGAAAGCAGCGGUACUGAGGGGAUAAUAUAUACUAAUAUUUAGUAUGCGUCUGUGGAUUUCUGAUGGGAAUUGUUACUAGGAUUUGCAUUAUUUGACAGACAGGUGUCUGAUAUUACAGGUGAUCACACUAAUUUAAUUAUCUAUGUGUACAUAAAUGUGUAGAAAAUGCUUUAACGGUGAAAACCUUUUUCCAACGUUUUUUUUGUUGACACCGUAUAUAUCACAUUGACAAAAAAUAUUAGAAUCAACUCUAUUGCAUGGCAUAAAAAAAACAGUGCAUUAAAAAUCCAAAAUGGGAUUAAUCUAGGUUGCGAUUGCAGAUUAAACUGGAUUAAUAAUUCAAAGAUUGGGAUUAAAUAAAGAUUAAAUGUCUGGAUUGUUAUUAAAGAUUUGUAAUGGAAUUAAAGGUCUGUGUUGGGAUUGAACAUAUACAUUGGAUUAACAAUUAAUAUGAUAUGGUAUCGUCUAAGAAAAUCUAUAAAUUCAUGGUAGGUUUCACUUUAAUAAAUAUAUAAAAAAAUAAAGGGCUGGAUGAUCCCUCUUCAUGUAUAUUUUAUAGGUUUAAUACUUGGCUUUCAUAUAGAUUCAUAGAUUGAGAACACUUGCAGAUGAUUAAACUGACAAGGGGAUUAAUAUAUGACUGAGAUUUGAGAUUAUAAAUGGAUCAUCUCAGUCUCUCUAGAUAAAAAUGGGAAAAUAGACGAUUUAUAUACCGGACAUAAUCAAUGGUGAUAACUCACUAUGAUGUUUACUAAGAAGUUAAGACCCCAUGCAACAUUUUGAACUUUGUAUAAAAAUACCUUCCUACAUAACCUUUGACAUUUAUUCAGGUAAAAGGUGAUUAUAUUCCUCCUUGGUCAACAUAUCAUUAGUAAACUUCAAUAAGCAAUUGUCCCUUGUAAAAUUAUUCUUAAAUUAAAUUGUUAUAUGCUGAACAUACAGCUAAAUAAUCA
This is a messenger RNA of Anneissia japonica, 3170 nucleotides long. RefSeq names its product dynamin-1-like protein. Gene Ontology annotation, molecular function: GTP binding; microtubule binding; GTPase activity. The record is from RefSeq and is a predicted model, not a curated record. NCBI's taxonomy places the organism in Eukaryota, Metazoa, Echinodermata, Crinoidea, Comatulida, Comatulidae. Gene Ontology annotation, biological process: mitochondrial fission. Gene Ontology annotation, cellular component: microtubule; cytoplasm; membrane.